This is a messenger RNA of Rubroshorea leprosula, 1994 nucleotides long. NCBI's taxonomy places the organism in Eukaryota, Viridiplantae, Streptophyta, Magnoliopsida, Malvales, Dipterocarpaceae. The record is from the annotation of a GenBank genome assembly.
ACUGGGAACCUUGGCUUGGUAGAUUUGGGUCUUGGCCAACUAACAAAUCUAAUGAUUGGUCCGCUUGGGUUGCUCGGCUGGAAAAACCCUUUAGGAACACAUGGAAAACACUGGGUCUUCUGCCUUGCGUUGGAGAAGUUAUUGAGCGUCCCGGGUGUUGAUUUUGACACAAAAUCCAUUCUACCCUCCUACAAUGCCUUUAUUAAAGCUAGCCAGCAACCAUCUGAAGCCCCAGAUCUGAGAGAACAUACUGCAUUUCUGCUAACCUUAAUUUGCAAAUUCAUUGUCUGUGUAGCUGGAAAAGGACCCACCAAGGAGUAUAUUACUCUGGCCUUGGCUUUAGCUCAUGGUAGGCGUCUGGCGCUUGCUCCAUUUCUGUUGGCUAGCCUUUAUCGAAGCUGCUAUGAUGCUAUUGUUUAUCCGUUCAGCCUCUGUUGUGGUCUUUUAUGGCUUUGGUUGUACUGUUAUUUCCCAACUUUGGCUCCUAUUCUCAAGCCGCUGCCUACUGAAAAAAUUCUUACUUAUGGCAUGAUUUACAAAGAUGCCACAUUUGAAGACCAACCUAUUAGGACUUAUGAGACUUGCUUCCAAUUUUUUGCUUCCCUCUCCAUCGAUAAACCAAGCCGGCAAUUAGGCUAUUGUCAAGGAAUUCCAGUACCUCCCAUGUUCUCUUUCAACCACUGCUUCCCUCUUCGCGACACCAUGAAAGGACCUAGUGUGGUCUCCAAGUGCUUAGCCACUUCAAUGCUUGCUCUCCAGAAUAUAAACCUCCAAGAUCCGCCAUUCAAACCAAAAUGCACUAUGGCGUACAAGGAAUGGUGGAAGUCUUAUUUUACGCCAAGUUUUUCUGAUUCUGUUGCUUCACGUCGCACUUUGGCAAAAAGAAGGGCAAUAGCCAAGCGGAAGGCGUCUAGCAUGGCAAGUCUUGAAACAGACAAGGCAUCCCACCAGGUUCCCAAAAGAGGAGGUAUCAAACGAGCAGCCCAAAAACCUCCUUCAGUUAAAGGGUUGGCCACAAUGUCUCCAUCUUCUCCCUUUGAAGCCUCCUUGGCUGUUGAUGUCCGUCUGCAGGGCUUGAUUGAUGAAAUAAAUCACAAUCCCAUUAUUAAAGACCGAAUUGAUAAGUCUCCAAGCCGCGAAGAUUCAGACUCCUCUCCUUCAAACACCCAACAACUUUCAUCUAAGACGAGAGGUUCUCGUUCUUCCUUACGGCUUGCUAACAAGAAUUUCAAGACUGUCAACCCAAAUGAAGUGAUCGAUCUCUCUCCCAACACCAAGAAGACAACCACUUCCACUACAUCAACUCCAUUUCAAGCCAGCUUUCCAACCCCCACAAUUUCAACUCCUCCAACUACCAUUGAUGAUGCCAUGGAAGAUGAAAUCUUUGCCAAGUUUGAGAAUUUGACAAGUCCCCCAAUGUCAAGAGAAUUACGUCUGACAAGGAAAGGAAAAUUGGUAAUUGAGAGUAUUGGCUCAGACACGCCAAUACCUAGCCCAAAACAGAUCAACAUUGCUAUCCAAACCUUAGAGGAGCUAAUUAAUGGAGAUCCAGCAAACUUAUAUCGCCUUCCAGACCAGCCAACCAUCAUCAGCGCCGCUAAAAUCUUAAGUCACUCGCCAGAUUUGUCUGUAACUCAGAAAAAAUUUCGGACUGACUUCCUUUUUAUCUUCACAGAUUUCUACAGGCGCUUUGCAGUCAAAUCAGAUGCUAUAGAGAAAGCUGAGUCUGCCCGUAAAACUAUGGAUGAUGAGACUGCAACUUUGGUCAACAAGAAGGCAAAAUGUUUAUCCAUAAAGCAUGAUCAUGAAGCUUAGCUUAAAUGCAUACAGACCACACAAGGUGAAAUCCAGCGUCUUGAGGUAGAAUUAUCCAAACUCCGUGAGCAGCUUUCUUCCCAGACUCCGUGAACAGCUUUCUUCCCAAGAAGAAUUUGCAAAUACCUUAUCUGAUCAAAGGACUCAAGCAUUUACUGAAUUAAAUUCUCACAUCAAUU